Molecule: messenger RNA, 219 nt
Organism: Fusarium redolens
Lineage: Eukaryota; Fungi; Ascomycota; Sordariomycetes; Hypocreales; Nectriaceae
Product: reactive mitochondrial oxygen species modulator 1-domain-containing protein
Exons: 2
Biological process (GO): protein import into mitochondrial matrix; protein insertion into mitochondrial inner membrane
Cellular component (GO): TIM23 mitochondrial import inner membrane translocase complex
Source: RefSeq, a predicted model, not a curated record
UUAGGAACUGUCAACAUCUUCCGAUACGGAGCCGGCCCUAACGGCAUUAUGAGAACCCUCGGUCAAUACAUGCUUGGCUCCGGAGCAACUUUUGGCUUCUUUAUGUCCAUUGGCAGCGUCAUUCGAUCCGAUGCCGACCCCAAACUUCACGAAAUGUACAUGCGAGCUCAACGUCGGCCUAUAAUGCUGAUGGCCAAUCCCGCGUGGAGGAAAUCAUGA